Eriocheir sinensis (Chinese mitten crab) is the source of this 854-nucleotide messenger RNA. Its product is annotated as LYR motif-containing protein 1-like. The transcript is spliced from 3 exons. Lineage: Eukaryota; Metazoa; Arthropoda; Malacostraca; Decapoda; Varunidae. The coding region runs from base 180 to 536 and encodes 118 amino acids. Gene Ontology annotation, cellular component: mitochondrion. The record is from RefSeq and is a predicted model, not a curated record.
GUGUUUGAGAAUCCUUAACGGGCCGGAUUCCCCCAUGCGGAUCCUCGGGAACACAACAAGGCGUGGGGGGCCAGGCGUGAAUUUUAGCAACACAGUCCAGUUACCUCCCUGCACGUCCUUGUCAUACUCUCCCUGGCACGGCAGUAGGCGGCACUUGGCACUCGAGUCUCCAACACUCAAUGGCCGAGGGGUUGCGGCGGCAGGUGCUGAGUCUGUACCGCCAAAUCCUGCGUGCGGGGCGGCACUGGGGGGCAUGUGACCCCGCCCACACCCAGGAGGAGAGGGCUUACAUCCUGGAGGAGGCACGGCAGCUGUUCAGAGCCAACCAGCACCUCCAGGACCCCAGUGAGAUCAAGGAGCACCUGGUGGAGGGGGAGUCGCGCCUUGAAAUUGCCUUGCACUACGGAACACCCUACCCCCGCCCUGUCAACAUGCCGCCUCUCACCAUCACCAAGGCCUGGGGCAAGACCAACCUCAGCCGACAGCGACACUCACGGCCGGUCUACGUUAAAUCCCUCGACACCAAACCAAGCUAGUCCACACUGAUUAUUUUAUUUUGUUGUUAUUAGUGUUAUUCUUAUGCCUCUAGUGGUGGGAAAUAUGUAAUAGAGGUGUUUACUUAAUGCUCUUAGCUCUGUAAAUACGUAUGAAAGUAUUUGAACCUUGUAGGAAGAUUCAGGCCUAGGGUUCUUGAUAGUGCUUAUAAUAUAUGGAAAAAAAGGUGAACAGGACUGCUGAUUGUGGACAAGUUGCUGAUACUGAUAGGGAUGAUGAAAAAGAAGAAAGAAAGGCCAUAUAAUUGUUUACAGAUGAUGAUGGAGUGAUAAUAAAUAAUGAUGAAAAGGAAGAAAAGG